Messenger RNA from Symbiodinium necroappetens, 304 nucleotides. Lineage: Eukaryota; Dinophyceae; Suessiales; Symbiodiniaceae. The record is from the annotation of a GenBank genome assembly.
AUGAACGACUGGUGUAAGAAGCAGUUCGGCUGGGACAGCGCCUCGAAGCGCGCCGAGCCUGGCAACCUCGCCGAACAGGUGCAGAAGUCUACAAUCAGCCUUGCGGAAGCAGAUGGCAUGCUCUACGAGUUCUUGUCCAGGCAUGUGAAGCAGGGCAAAGGCGUUUUGGCGGGCAACACGGUUCACAUGGACAAGCGAUUCCUGGACAAGUUCUGUCCGCGGUUUACUGGGCAUAUGCACUACCGAUUGGUAGAUGUGAGUACCAUCAAGGAGCUUAGCCGCAGAUGGUUUCCUGCUGAGUUCG